AUGGGUUGCUUUGGUUUUCUAAAAAUGAUGAUGUUCAUCUUCAAUGGCAUCAUUUUUAUGGCUGGUGCCGGAAUCCUUGCAGUGGGGAUCUGGGUGAAGGUGGACAGUGGGUCAAUAUUGCAGUUACUGCAGUCUCUAAAGGGCGUGGAUGGCCUGGAGCAGCUCCUGAACGUGGGCUAUCUGCUAAUCGCUGUAGGAGCACUGCUGCUUCUUCUAGGCUUCUUGGGCUGCUGUGGAGCCGUUAAAGAGAGCAGGUGCAUGCUACUGCUGUUCUUUGUCAUUAUCCUGAUACUCUUCAUUGCAGAAGUGGCAGGAGCAAUAGUAAUACUAGUCUUCAGAGGAGUUGUGGACCAACUGAUAGCAAAAUUGGGCACAGCUGCAGUGAAAAAUAUUCAAAAAGAAUAUGGAAAAUCUGCUGACAUCACAGGCUUGUGGAACGCUACGAUGGAUGUGCUCAAGUGCUGUGGAUUUUACAACUUCACAGAUUUCACUGAUUCUCCUUUCUUCGAAAAUAACAAUCUCUAUCCAAGUCCGUGCUGUACAUCCGGGCUGUGUGAUUACAGCAAUGCUCAUAACUCAACCGUUUCAGGUUGCUUUCCAAAGGUGGUAAAACUGAUGGAUGAGAAUUCAAUCCUCAUAAUAGGUGUGGCUUUCGGUAUUGCUGUUCUUGAGCUGGCAGCAAUGUCUGUCUCUAUGAGCAUGUACUGCAAAAUAGGCUCCAAACUGGGUUAA
Molecule: messenger RNA, 732 nt
Organism: Chanos chanos (milkfish)
Lineage: Eukaryota; Metazoa; Chordata; Actinopteri; Gonorynchiformes; Chanidae
Product: tetraspanin-1-like
Exons: 7
Coding region: 1-732 (243 amino acids)
Cellular component (GO): plasma membrane
Source: RefSeq, a predicted model, not a curated record